Messenger RNA from Melanotaenia boesemani (Boeseman's rainbowfish), 1138 nucleotides. Its product is annotated as gamma-crystallin N-A. Gene Ontology annotation, molecular function: structural constituent of eye lens. NCBI's taxonomy places the organism in Eukaryota, Metazoa, Chordata, Actinopteri, Atheriniformes, Melanotaeniidae. The coding region runs from base 478 to 1029 and encodes 183 amino acids. The transcript is spliced from 4 exons. Gene Ontology annotation, biological process: lens development in camera-type eye; visual perception. The record is from RefSeq and is a predicted model, not a curated record.
UGUCAGCUUUCAUGUAAGACUGCCCUCUUCACCCUGCUGCCGUUAAACCUCUCUUAGAUAAGUAGUCUGACACUGACUUGGACCAUACGUCCCUGUUGCUUUCUGCCAGAGAAAAGUUUAUUAUUUGGGUCAUUACUGCCCUUUAACCUCUGUUAAAACUUUCCCUCUCUGUGUUUGUUUUCCCCCUCAUCUGGACACAGCCCAAAUAUUACUCUGCAACCUCUAACAAAACCCAAUCAAAGCUAAAUCUCUUCCACCCUGUUGUUUCGUCUCCUUUGGAGGCAAACUCCAAUAUCAGCACUGGCACAUGUAAGGGAAACUGUCCAUGAAGCAAAAUGUCUAAACCCCCCAUUGUUGGGCUUUUGUUGCCUCCACCUCGCGAUACCACCAGUCUCUCGUUCGGCCAUAUAUAUCUGGGAGUCCAAAUUUUUCCACUCUUAGACUGUGUGAGUAUUUUGGAAGAGUUAAGAGUGGAAAAUGUCUCAGUACUCAGGAAAGAUUGUGUUCUAUGAGGGAAAAUGUUUUACGGGGAGGAAGCUGGAGAUCUGCAGCGACUGCGAUAACUUCCAGGAUCGUGGCUUCAUGAACAGGGUCAACUCUGUGCGUGUGGAGAGCGGUGCCUUCAUCUGCUUUGACCACCCAGACUUCAAGGGCCAGCAGUAUAUUCUGGAGCAUGGCGAGUACCCUGAAUUCCAGCGCUGGAAUGCCCAUAAUGAUCACAUGGGCUCCUGCAGACCAAUCAGAAUGCACGGAGAGCACUACAGGAUGGAGAUGUUCGAGGGAGACAACUUUACCGGCCAGUGUGUGGAGCUGUGUGACGACUGUCCAUUUCUGCAAGCACGAGGCUUGACCAAGAAUUGUAUCAACUCCAUCAAGGUUUAUGGAGACGGAGCCUGGGUGCUGUACGAGGAGCCAAACUACCGUGGCCGCAUGUACAUCGUGGAGAGGGGAAGCUAUUGCACCCACAUGGAGUGGCAGGCAGAGAACCCCAACAUCCAGUCCGUUCGCAGGGUGGCAAAUUAUUUUUAAAGCUACCUCACCAUUGGUGGCAAAAUAAUCAACCACUGAGGAUAAACAUGCCACGCUGUCAAGUAAUCUCUCACUGACUCUGUGGAGCUGUAUAAUAAUAAAAUAUGAA